GCGAGAUCCGGUGAUCAGCGGCGCAGUGGACGUCGUUUGCGGCAACGAGCAACCGGUCGGGCCGCAGUUCCUUUUCCAGCAUGUGAUUUCAACGUUCGUCCAGGGCGCACCGGCGAUCGACCGAGGGUGGGGAAAACGCUCCGAUCCUCGAAAAUGUGCCCUCUCUAGUCAAACAGUGCACACCGAUGCCACUGGACCGGAGGCUGCGUCCGACAUCGCCGCUUCUCCAGCAACCACCGGCUGUCACGCAACGAGAACUAGAAAACACGAUGGAUUCAAAUGAAUGGUGGUCGUAUCAACCGUCGAUGUUGACCGGUGUCAGCGCGGAUCUGCUUAAUCGAAAUCUAUGGGAGAAGUUCCACGCGUUAAAUACAGAGAUGAUCAUCACGAAGUCCGGCCGGCGCAUGUUCCCGUCAAUUGAAAUUGAUGUAAAAGGUUUGCAAGAGCGGGACAAUUAUUACGUCUUCUUGGAGAUUGCACCGGCCUCCGAUCGCAGACAUAAAUAUUGCGGGUACGAUAACAGUACCAAGACCGGCAAUAUGUGUGGAGGUUGGAGUGCUUCGGGCUCGGCAGAACCACAGCUUCCGUUCUACCGAAGAAUGUACAUGCAUCCCGACAGUCCAUCAAAAGGGAACCACUGGAUGGACAAUCCAAUUAAAUUUACUAAAGUGAAGCUAACGAACAGCAUCAACGAUACUACUAAUGUGGUAUUAACAUCGAUGCACAAGUACAUUCCAAGAAUCUGGAUAAUUCGUUCCGAAGAGAAGUUACUUUCUUACCCUCAACUUUUUUCUUAUCCAUCCGCGGUGUUCAGUUUCGCAGAAACGGAAUUUAUUGCUGUAACAGCGUAUCAGAACCAGAACAUCACGAAGUUGAAGAUCGACAACAAUCCAUUUGCAAAGGGAUUUCGCGAGACAGGUCAGUCGCGAUUCAAGCGCAAAUACUCACUACAUCGGACUGAUCAUCAGGCCCAAUUCGAUUCGGGCCGUGACGAAGGGAUCUGCGUUUCUUCCUCCGACUCCGAAUCGAAUUCGACUCCGACUCCGAAUCAGAUCGCGAACAAACGGGUUAGCGUUGACUCGGACAACUCGACGCGGAAAUCGGCGAGAAAAUGCGCUGUUGAGAAUAAUACGCAUAAUGGCGCACGCGAUAACGCCAGGCCGAUCGCCGUGAAUCCAUUGGUACCUACCGCCUCGAACCCUCUGCUACUUUCCCUGAACCCACUGGAACCGAUUCCUCCGAACCCUCUGGUACCCGCCCCGAGUCCAUUGAUACCGAUCGCCUUAAACCCACUGAUACCGAUCGUCCCGAAUCCUGUAUCACCAGUAACGGGUGAAUUGUCUCUUCAUAGGCCCUGGCUGGACCGGCCGUGUACGGAAGUAACGCCGUCGACAUACGACAAUUCGUAUUAUUCGUAUCACUCGCCGAAUUUCCAGUACGGUUCGCCGUUGUACUCGCAGUAUUUAGCAUUGCAAAACUAUACGAGAUUUUAUGAUCAAUUCCGUGCACCCUAUUAUUGGAGGCAUAUGCCACCUUCGUGGCUGUGAUACAUGCGGACAUGCGCAGUUUUAUUUUUUCUCGCGAUUUUUAUACGCGAUUUUAUACGUUUUAUGAAGAAUAAACGUGCGAUUAAGACUGAAAAUUUUAAGUUACCGCUCAGAACGGUGGAUAAAUAAUAUUAAAGUAAUAUAUAUGUAUAUAUAUGUAUACACACAUAUACUUAUGUGUGUGUGUGUAUAAACAAAUUAUAUUUGCACGUUUUUAUAUGUCUUUGCAUAAUUACUUUUGCGCGUCUUAUUCUUCAUUCAUGUUAUGUCAAGUCAUGUUUAUAUGUAUAUGUAUAAUAUGUAAACGUUCAUGGAUCUUUAAAAUAGCUUCAAUUAAUAUAAAAAUAAAAAUAGCAU
Molecule: messenger RNA, 1904 nt
Organism: Vollenhovia emeryi
Lineage: Eukaryota; Metazoa; Arthropoda; Insecta; Hymenoptera; Formicidae
Product: T-box transcription factor TBX20-like
Exons: 5
Coding region: 186-1547 (453 amino acids)
Biological process (GO): regulation of transcription by RNA polymerase II; cell fate specification; heart development
Cellular component (GO): nucleus
Molecular function (GO): RNA polymerase II cis-regulatory region sequence-specific DNA binding; DNA-binding transcription factor activity, RNA polymerase II-specific
Source: RefSeq, a predicted model, not a curated record